AUGAAGAUCAGGCGCGGUUCACCUCCGCGUCGCGUGAGAGGCAGGCCGCGACGCAAGCAAGUUCACCGUGAAGAAACCGAUCAGUUAACUCCUCCGCCACCACCUCCACCUCCUCCUUCUCCAACGCCUCCACUACCUUCUCCGCCAACUUCACCGGAGCAGCAGAGGUCACCGGUGCAUUCACCCGGAGCUUCGGGAGGGGAGACUCCGGCACCUCAAGCACCGAUCUCGGGAGAAGAUGGGAGGCGCUUGAUCUGUAGCGUCGAUGAUAUACGACAGCGAAACGAUUACUUACAGGAACAGUUGGAAUAUUAUCGUUACGAGCAACAUGAUGAAGGGGAGCGCGAAGCGGAAGCCGUGGUUGAAUUUGAACCGUUCUCGGCGGUAGUAAGGGAGGUGGCUAUCCCGGAUAACAUGAAGAAUAUUGUCCUCGAGACGUAUAGCAGGAAAGCUGAUCCCAAGGAGCACCUGCUAUAUUUUAACACAAAAAUGGUAAUUAGUGCAGCUUCCAAUGUUGUAAAGCGCAGGAUAUUUCCAGUUACGUUCAAAGGCACGACCAUGGCGUGGUUCACAACUCUACCCCGAGGAUCUAUCACGAAUUUUCGUGACUUCUCAUCAAAGUUCCUAGUCCAGUUUUCUGCCAGUAAAACCAAGCAGGUGACAAUUGAGGAUCUGUACAAUAUCCGUCAGUCCGAGGGCGAGACUCUGAAGCAGUACGUGAAACGAUUCAGCGCGGCGUCCGUCAAGAUUGAGGAAUCAGAGCCGCAAGCUUGUGCGCGUGCCUUCAAGAACGGGUUGCAGCUAGGGAAGCUGAAUAGCAAAUUGAGCCGUAAGUCGGCUCGGUCCAUGGCAGAGAUCCGCACGCGAGUAAACACCUACAUUCUGGACGAUGAGGAUGAUGCUUUCAAGCGAAGGCGCACGAAAAAGGAGAAGGAUGGCGAACAGAGGGACGCAUCGCCAGAAGGAAAACAGAAUAAGGAGAGAGGAGAGGGCAGCAAGAGGCGAGACAGGAAAGUGAGGAUAGGGGAAAAGGCUAUGAAGGAGCCAUUGUACCCUAAGAGGGAAAAUUUCGAGCGCCGCAGACCGUGGCAUCAGACUGACUCCCUUCGGCGAGAGGAGUUAGAGAAAAGUCUAAAUGCACAUUUGACAGAGCUACUUCGUGAGGUCAAGGUGACCCAUGCAGUUGAGGAAGGCGAGAAAGAGGCCGACCCGUCUCAAGCGGCGUUGGAUAAAAUGAAGUGGUGCGAGUACCACCGCUCAGCAGGCCAUGACACGGGGGAUUUCUUUACACUGAAAAACGAAAUUGAGAGGCUCAUUCGGGCAGGGCGAUCGGUGGAAUGGAGAACGACAGCAGGGAAACCGGUACAAAGGGGGCCGCCAGCAGGACGACCGCCGCCGUACGCAAACCACUGA
Lotus japonicus is the source of this 1413-nucleotide messenger RNA. RefSeq lists its product as uncharacterized. The transcript has a single exon. Bases 1 to 1413 code for a protein of 470 amino acids. NCBI's taxonomy places the organism in Eukaryota, Viridiplantae, Streptophyta, Magnoliopsida, Fabales, Fabaceae. The record is from RefSeq and is a predicted model, not a curated record.